Messenger RNA from Panicum virgatum (switchgrass), 2237 nucleotides. RefSeq names its product probable protein phosphatase 2C 60. Gene Ontology annotation, biological process: protein dephosphorylation. The record is from RefSeq and is a predicted model, not a curated record. NCBI's taxonomy places the organism in Eukaryota, Viridiplantae, Streptophyta, Magnoliopsida, Poales, Poaceae. Gene Ontology annotation, molecular function: cation binding; protein serine/threonine phosphatase activity. Bases 621 to 1787 code for a protein of 388 amino acids. The transcript has 5 exons.
UUUUGUCUUCUCAUAAGUCAUCACACGUCAUCUACCCUGUCUGUUGCAACGGGCCACACCACACACCUCGCCUUGGCGCCAUUCCCACCGCUCCGCCGCCACUCGCUGCAUCCAUCGCCCGCCGCCACGAGGCCCCACCCGCCGCCGGUGAUCCGCCCGUUAGCCUUCGCCGCCCGUCGUCCCCGGCUCCGGUCGGUCGCGCAGCGCAGUCUCUCACUCUCACUCUCACCCCCACCCCCACCCCCCGCGUCGCCUCGUGGGUUGGGUCGGGUCGGGCGGGAAGGAACCACCCGACCCGUUUGGGCGGCUGCUCCAGCCUCCAGCUUCUUUUCCCCUUUUCUGUCGCGACUGCUACCCCUUGGUCCAGACCGAGAGAGGGUGAGACGAGAGAGAGGCAGAGAGGAGGAGCAGCGUCGCGACGCCCGAAUCGCCGAUUCGAUCGAGACCCCUCGCCCUUACUCGCUGAAUCCCAGCCCGAGCCCGCCAAUUGGGCGCCCCCCGCCCCCGCACAGGACUAAGGGAAGAACAACAUUGGCGUGCUGAGAAGUCCAGCUGCACUUCUUUUGGACCACAGAUGAAGCGAACUCGAAGGCGUAUGUGGGAGGGAUGACUGAUGAGGGAUGCUAGUGACAUUGAUGAACUUGUUGCGGGCGUGCUGGCGACCGUCAUCGAACCGGCAUGCCCGAACAGGCUCAGAUGCGGCCGGUAGGCAGGAUGGACUUCUAUGGUACAAGGAUACCGGGCAGCAUGUCAAUGGGGAAUUCUCCAUGGCUGUUGUCCAAGCCAAUAACUUACUUGAGGACCAGUGUCAGAUUGAGUCAGGUCCAUUGAGCUUUCUAGAUUCUGGACCAUAUGGCACUUUCGUUGGCGUUUACGAUGGACAUGGUGGUCCAGAGACGGCUUGCUACAUCAAUGAUCAUCUCUUCCAGAAUCUGAAAAGGUUUGCAUCUGAGCAGAAUUCAAUGUCUGCUGAUGUCCUGAAGAAAGCAUACGAAGCUACAGAAGAUGGAUUCUUCUCUGUUGUUACCAAACAGUGGCCUAUAAAGCCUCAGAUAGCGGCUGUGGGCUCAUGCUGCCUUGUCGGUGUAAUUUGUGGUGGCGUGCUUUAUGUUGCCAACGUUGGGGAUUCCCGUGUUGUUUUAGGAAGACAUGUUAAGGCCACUGGAGAAGUUUUGGCUGUCCAACUGUCAGCAGAGCAUAACGUAAGUAUUGAGUCAGUGAGAAAGGAACUGCAGUCAAUGCACCCGAAUGAUAGGCAUAUUGUUGUUCUCAAGCACAAUGUUUGGCGUGUAAAAGGACUAAUUCAGGUCUGCAGAUCAAUUGGUGAUGCUUAUCUGAAAAAGCAAGAGUUCAACAGGGAACCUCUAUAUGCGAAAUUUCGCCUCCGUGAACCUUUUCACAAGCCUAUACUAAGUUCGGAACCGUCAAUCAGUGUGCAACCACUACAACCACACGAUCAGUUUCUCAUAUUUGCAUCUGAUGGCCUUUGGGAGCACUUAACCAACCAAGAGGCUGUUGAUAUUGUUUGCAGUAGCCCUCGCAGCGGCUGUGCUAGGAAGUUGAUAAGAGCAGCACUGCAAGAAGCAGCCAAGAAAAGAGAGAUGAGGUACUCAGACCUCAAGAAGAUUGAUCGGGGUGUUCGCCGCCACUUCCACGACGACAUAACAGUCAUUGUAGUGUUCCUUGACUCCAGCCUCGUAAGUAGGGCAAGCACGAACCGAGGUCCCGCUCUUUCCCUGCGAGGCGGGGGUGCCAGCAUGCGCAGCAACACGCUCACACCACCGUAACUAGAGGGACGGAGAUGACGCACCUUUCUGAAGAAGGUUGUUUUUCUAUGUGUUGAAUGUGUUAUGUAUGUAUCGGCCAAGACCACGCAUCCCCUCAAUGGUGUAAAGAAAGAGGAGACGCACAUAAGCUCCUAUCCCGGUGCCCGUUAAUCCCAUCACAGUAGUGUAUGUGUCAAGGUUGGUUCAAUUCAAUAGGUUCUGAGUUGUUCUGAUGAUGCUCCGCGAAAUCUUCCUCCUGGAAAAGGCAAGUGUGUUCAUUCCAGUGGUCGAAUUAACCUAGUGCAUAUAUGAUAUAUGAAAUAAUAAUAAGCAGCCAAAAGGAGAGGAGUAACUUGUUUAACUGGUGGUGUCAAGUGUAUGUAUGCUUUGUAUGUAUACUGUAUUGACUUGCUGAAUCUAAGCUGUUGUCUGUUGACCACUGGUGAAGUGAAAUUGCUGAUGUCAUCUUGA